Messenger RNA from Periconia digitata, 484 nucleotides. The record is from the annotation of a GenBank genome assembly. NCBI's taxonomy places the organism in Eukaryota, Fungi, Ascomycota, Dothideomycetes, Pleosporales, Periconiaceae.
UAAAUGACACAGUUGACACUCCAGCCUCAGCCACGAAUCAACCCACGAUAAGGCUUUCUCUGCGAUUGUGUCGUAUGCUAGCAUCAGGUAAGUACAAUUCAAAUGUUUAAUCACCCAGUCAGUGAAUAACUUGUAGAAUGAUACCAAAGCUUUGCUGACAGGUUCUAUUCCUCGAGUACACGUGCUACCACAACGACUGAUUAGCCUUUUAUCGACCCCAUCUAGCCAUGCAUUACACCGGCUUUUGUUCUUGAGCCUUUGAACUGUUCAGAACAGGCGCGACAUAGCGCUCCAAGUUCCAAUCAUGUUAGCUUGGGCUGUCGUACAUCUCCUGUUAAUCCGUCAACUGGUAGUUCGAUGGCCAGGAGUGUGGUGCCGCUGCGAUAAAGCAGCCACUUAUCCCUCGCCCCUCGCGCACCUCGCAGGGAGCCAGAAACUCGACGCAGCUUUUUUAGCUGGGGCCGUGGAUUUCGAGGCAGAGUAA